AUGAUGAGCUUCGGCGGCGCGGACGCGCUGCUGGGCUCCCCGUUCGCCCCGCUGCACGGAGGAGGCAGCCUACACUAUGCGCUGUCCCGCAAGGGAGGCGUGGGUGGGAUGCGCUCGGCGGCCGGCUCCUCCAGCGGCUUCCACUCGUGGGCGCGGACGUCCGCGAGCUCCGUGUCGGCCUCGCCCAGUCGUUUCCGCGGUGCGGCUGCCUCGAGCACCGACUCGCUAGAUACGCUGAGCAACGGGCCGGAGGGUUGCAUGGUGGUGGCGCGCAGCGAGAAGGAGCAGCUGCAGGCGCUGAACGAUCGCUUCGCGGGCUACAUCGACAAGGUGCGGCAGCUCGAGGCGCACAACCGCAGCCUGGAGGGCGAGGCGGCGGCGCUGCGGCAGCAGCAGGCAGGCCGCGCCGCCAUGGGCGAGCUGUACGAGCGCGAGGUGCGCGAAAUGCGCGGCGCCGUCCUGCGCCUGGGCACCGCGCGCGGCCAGCUGCGCCUGGAGCAGGAGCACCUGCUCGAGGACAUCGCGCACGUGCGCCAGCGCCUGGACGACGAGGCCCGGCAGCGCGAGGAGGCCGAGGCGGCGGCGCGCGCACUCGCGCGCUUCGCGCAGGAGGCCGAUGCAGCGCGCAUCGAGCUGCAGAAGAAGGCGCAAGCGCUGCAGGAGGAGUGCGGCUACCUGCGGCGCCACCACCAGGAGGAGGUGGGCGAGCUGCUCGGCCAGAUCCAGAGCAGCAGCGGCGCCGCGCAGGCGCAGGCCGAAGCGCGCGACGCUCUCAAGUGCGACGUGACGUCGGCGCUACGCGAGAUCCGCGCGCAGCUCGAAGGCCAUGCGGUGCAGAGCACGCUGCAGUCCGAGGAAUGGUUCCGAGUGAGGCUGGACCGACUGUCGGAAGCAGCCAAGGUGAACACAGACGCAAUGCGCUCAGCCCAGGAGGAGAUUACUGAGUACCGGCGUCAGCUGCAGGCCAGAACCACAGAGCUGGAGGCUCUGAAAAGCACCAAGGAGUCACUGGAGAGGCAGCGCUCUGAGCUGGAGGACCGUCAUCAGGCUGACAUUGCGUCCUACCAGGAAGCCAUUCAGCAGCUGGACACCGAGCUGAGGAACACCAAGUGGGAGAUGGCAGCCCAGCUCCGAGAGUACCAGGACCUGCUCAAUGUUAAGAUGGCUCUGGAUAUUGAGAUUGCAGCUUAUAGAAAACUCCUAGAAGGCGAAGAGUGUCGGAUUGGGUUUGGCCCGAGUCCUUUCUCCCUUCCAGAAGGACUCCCCAAAAUUCCCUCCACAUCUACUCACAUAAAGGUCAAAAGUGAAGAGAAGGUCAAGGUGGUAGAAAAGUCAGAGAAGGAAACUGUGAUUGUGGAAGAACAGAUGGAGGAGAUCCAAGUGACUGAAGAGGUGACUGAAGAAGAGGAGAAAGAGGCCAAAGAGGAGGAGGGCAAGGAGGAAGCAGGGGGAGAAGAAGCCAAGUCUCCCCCAGCACAGGAGGCUGCAUCCCCAGAGAAGGAAGCCAAGUCCCCUGCAAAGGAAGAGGCCAAGUCACCAGCUGAAGCCAAGUCCCCAGCUGAGGUCAAGUCCCCUGCAAAGGAAGAGGCCAAGUCCCCAGCUGAGGUCAAGUCCCCUGCAAAGGAAGAGGCCAAGUCCCCAGCUGAGGUCAAGUCCCCAGCUGAGGUCAAGUCCCCUGCAAAGGAAGAGGCCAAGUCCCCAGCUGAGGUCAAGUCCCCAGCUGAGGUCAAGUCCCCUGCAAAGGAAGAGGCCAAGUCCCCAGCUGAGGUCAAGUCCCCUGCAAAGGAAGAGGCCAAGUCCCCUGACAAGGCCAAGUCCCCAGUGAAGGAAGAAGCCAAGUCCCCUGACAAGGCCAAGUCCCCAGUGAAGGAAGAAGCCAAGUCCCCUGACAAGGCCAAGUCCCCAGUGAAGGAAGAAGCCAAGUCCCCUGACAAGGCCAAGUCCCCAGUGAAGGAAGAAGCCAAGUCCCCUGACAAGGCCAAGUCCCCAGUGAAGGAAGAGGCCAAGUCUCCAGCUGAGGUCAAGUCCCCAGAGAAGGAAGCCAAGUCCCCUGCAAAGGAAGAGGCCAAGUCCCCAGCUGAAGCCAAGUCCCCAGCUGAGGUCAAGUCCCCUGAGAAGGCCAAGUCCCCAGUGAAGGAGGAAGCAAAGCCCCCUGAGAAGACCAAGGCUCUGGAUGUGAAGUCCCCAGAAGCCAAGACUCCAGUGAAGGAGGAAGCAAGAUCCCCUGCAGACAGCAAAUCCCCUGAAAAGGUGAAAAGUCCUGUCAAGGAGGAGAUCAAGUCGCCAGAGAAGGUCACAUCUCCUGUGAAGGAGGAGAAGCCCCAGGAGGUGAAAGCCAAAGAGCCCCCGAAGAAGAUGGAGGAAGAGAAAGCUCCAGCCACGCCAAAAACUGAGGACAAGAAGGACAGCAAGAAAGAUGAGGUGCCCAAGGAGGCUCCAAAGCCCAAGGUGGAGGAGAAGGAACCUGCUUUAGAAAAGCCCAAAGAAACCAAAGUUGAAGCCAAGAAGGAAGAGGCUGAAGGUAAGAAGAAAGCAGUGACCCCAGAGAAGGAGGCUCCUGCCAAAGUGGAGGCGAAGGAAGAGGCUAAACCCAAAGAGAAGACUGAGGUGACCAAGAAGGAACCAGACGAUGCCAAGGCCAAAGAACCCAGCCAGCCAGCAGAGAAGGAGCUGGAAAAGCCAAAGAAGGAAGAGAUGCCAGCAGCACCAGGGAAAAAAGACACCCAGGAGGAGAAGACCACAGAGGCCAAGAAGCCUGAGGAGAAACCCAAAACGGAGGCCAAAGCCAAGGAGGAUGACAAGACCGUGUCCAAAGAGCCCAGCAAGGAAACCCCCACACCCAGCCAACCCAAGAUGGAAAAGGCUGAAAAAUCAUCUAGCACAGACCAAAAAGACAGCAGGCCUCCAGAGAAGGCCCCAGAAGACAAGGCUGCCAAGGGGGAGAAGUAAGGCAGGGAGAAGGGAACAUCAGAGUAGCCAAAGAAACUCAGGAGGGGCCCAGAGCUCAAGGGUCUGUGUGAUGAAUUUUCCUUUUUCCUCCCUUUUCUUUAUGUAAGAAGAAACUCUGUUUAGAUGACGGGCCCUCCUUCACCAAACAGGAAUUUCUGUUAGCAAAAUGUUAGCAAGACAGGGCACUCCCAGCCCCCUGCCCUCCAUGUCCCAAACCCUCCCCAGGCGACGGACAACUAUGUUAUGAUAGCUUAUGUAGCUGAAUGUGAUAUAUGCCGAAUGCCAUACGUAAACACUUGACUAUAAAAACUGCCCCCCUCCUUUCCAAAU
Cynocephalus volans (Philippine flying lemur) is the source of this 3279-nucleotide messenger RNA. RefSeq names its product neurofilament heavy chain (gene NEFH). The transcript is spliced from 4 exons. Gene Ontology annotation, molecular function: structural constituent of postsynaptic intermediate filament cytoskeleton. The record is from RefSeq and is a predicted model, not a curated record. Gene Ontology annotation, biological process: axon development; intermediate filament bundle assembly. Gene Ontology annotation, cellular component: neurofilament; axon. Lineage: Eukaryota; Metazoa; Chordata; Mammalia; Dermoptera; Cynocephalidae. The coding region runs from base 1 to 2949 and encodes 982 amino acids.